Larimichthys crocea (large yellow croaker) is the source of this 8233-nucleotide messenger RNA. It is a transcript of the gene znf609b, whose product is annotated as zinc finger protein 609b. The transcript has 9 exons. Gene Ontology annotation, cellular component: nucleus. Gene Ontology annotation, biological process: regulation of transcription by RNA polymerase II. The record is from RefSeq and is a predicted model, not a curated record. NCBI's taxonomy places the organism in Eukaryota, Metazoa, Chordata, Actinopteri, Sciaenidae. Bases 601 to 4845 code for a protein of 1414 amino acids.
UUCCUAACGGCUCCCGCUGCCGCUGCUGGUUGUUGGUUGUUGGCUACAUUGUAUCAGUUCCCACACGAAGGAGAAGGAGAAGAAGCAGCAGCACGGCGCUCAUCCGCGGAGAAAACGGAGGAAUUAACCUGGAUGGGAAGCUAUUCACUGUGCGGGAUUUAUUUGCCAGUAAAGGUUCGCGGUGGCGGAGAGUGACUGAGAGGGGAGAGGGGGGGGACAGCACCGAUAAAAAUGCCCUCCGGACUCCUCCGGUUGUUUUCGCUGUGGACGGCAGAAGUCCAGUGAAUCUCUGGCCUCCCCUCCUCUCCUUGUGUUGGGUGUCUUUUGGGGGGAGUGCGCUGCUGCCUCUUUGGUUUCUAGUACUUUAAGAGUUUUUUUUUUAUUAUUAUAAUUCAACUGUUUUUGUUUGUUUCUAAUGGACUGCACACCACCAUGGACAGAGGGUUUGGAAUAGGAGUGGCUAUCUGAGUCGGACAAAAUGUGGAUAAAUGGGACAGGAACGAGUAGACCGUGAGGAUUCUCUAACCCUUGCCCCUGAGUCCAAACCGUCUGAGAGGGUGUCGGACCUCACUGAGGCAAACCUGGGCCGUUGGCACUAAAAUGUCCCUAAGUGGUGGCACUGCAGGCGGGAAAGGUGUGGACUCUAAUGCGGUGGACACUUAUGACAGCGGGGAUGAGUGGGAUAUCGGUGUUGGAAAUCUGAUUAUUGACCUUGACGCUGACUUAGAGAAGGACAAACUUGAGAUGUCUGGCACGAAGGACGGCAUGGCGGCACCACCCAGUGCAGUGGCAGCGUUGCCUGACAACAUCAGGUUUGUUAGUCCAGUGUCUGGCUCUCAAGGUAAAGAAAGCAAAUCCAAAUACAAGCGCAGUAAGAACUCUAAAGACAAUAGUAGCAAAGCUUCAGCAGGAGAUGGGGGCAAAAAAGAAACAACAGGACGGACUCAAGGCGAGCCAACAGCAGCGAGCGCAGGAGCUGCUGGCAACAAUUCCACCUCUGGAAAGAACAUGGAAAAAGGGGGCAAAGCCUCCAGAGGUGUACUGAGCGGUAAAAAAGAGAAGGAAGGGGCUAGCGGGAAAAGUAAGAAGGACAAAACAGAUGGAGCCCCAGUCGUAGCAAUAGCUGCUGCGGAGAAGGAUGUUGUGUCUCAAGCCCAAGUUGCUUUGGGGAAUAGCCGUAAUGCGUCCUUUGAGAACACACAAUCAACAGACUUGGCAGAAGCCAAUCAAAUGGGGAAUAUUGCACUUGAACCUGUUGGGAUAGUACCAGCAUUGACCACAAAAACUGAACCAGAGGAGGUGGAGAAUGGUAAUAGUGAAUGCAAGACGCUAAAGAAGGUGAAAAAUGAAAAGAUGGAAUCUCCUGUUUCCACGCCAGCCCCUCCUCCCCUCCACCUCCUGGCCACAGUAGGCAACAGUGAGAUUGCCUCGCCAUGUGAGCAGAUAAUGGUGCGCACACGCUCGGUGGCGGUGAACACAUCCGACGUGGCGCUGGCGACCGAACCUGAGUGCUUGGGGCCUUGCGAGCCCGGUACCAGUGUCAAUCUCGAAGGCAUCGUGUGGCAGGAAACUGAAGACGGCAUGCUGGUGGUCAAUGUUACCUGGAGGAACAAGACAUAUGUGGGCACCCUGUUGGACUGUACACGGCAUGACUGGGCUCCCCCCAGCAGGUUUUGUGAAUCUCCUACUAGUGAUCUGGAGAUGAGGAAUGGCCGCGGUCGAGGUAAGCGAAUGAGACCGAACAGCAACACCCCUAUCAACGAGAACAGCAACUCAUCAGACAACAAGGGCACCACCAACAACAAGACGCGUGCCGCGUCUAACAGCAAGGGCCGGCGGGGCAGCCAGACGCCAUCAGAGCGCCGCACCCCACCUAACAGCAACACAGAGGACAUCAAGGCCAGUCCUUCCUCAGCUGGAAAACGCAAGACCAAACCAGCCUCAGACAUGGAGCCCAAUUCCAGCUCAGAGGACACCAAAGGCAACAAACGUAUGAGGACAAACUCCAACAGUGGCGGGGCGGGACCAACAGGUCUCCUUAUCCCUUCAAUUAAGACUGAGCCACUUCCACCUCCCCUUGAUCGUAGCUGCCCCUCUCCGGUUCUUAUUGACUGCCCACACCCUAACUGCAACAAGAAGUACAAGCACAUCAACGGUCUCAAGUACCACCAAGCCCGUGCCCACAAUGAUGAUGACAUAAAGUUGGAUUUAGAUGGAGACAGUGAAUAUGGAGAGGACUCAACUCUCCACCCUGAACCAGGGAACUGUAACGGAGCCUCUAUCUCUCAGAAAGGAUGCUUGUCUCCAGCACGUUCAGUUACUCCAAAAGGCAGGAACUUUGAUGCUCAGAGUCCUUCCCCAUCUCCUGGCAAGUUUGGUUCAAAGCAGAGUAAAAAGAAAAUUGCUGAGACAGAUCCGGAAAUGGGAGGUACGCCAACGGACGGAUGUGAGGAUGGGCUUUGCCUCACUGAUGAGGCCAGUAACGAUGGUUUAGAUGAUAAGAGGGGAUCAGACAAAUCCAAAAAGGGUAGCACUGGCUCAAAGGCAGAUAAAUUGGCCCAGAAAAACAUGAAGUCACCAAGGCCCAUGGGCCCUGGCACUACAGCUUCCCAGCAGAUGUACUCUUUUCCUCCUGGAAACCCAAAUUCUUCCCCGGGACUUACCCCGAUGAUACAAGGAAUCCCCAAGAGUCCCCAAAUGAAAGGCACCCAGCCUAAACCGCCUGCCAUUGGAGAUCCUGCCUCAGGUAGCUCCAAAGACAAGAAGAAGAAAGACAAGAAGAAAAAAGAUGGCGGGAAGGACGCUGACAGCCCCAAGCCUCCGGGAAAGGGGGGUAAACUGGAGGAAGGGAAGCCUCCAUACGCUGAACCUCCUGAUCAAGGAAAUAAAGGGGAAGGACUCCUAAAUGGUUCCUCAGAUCCUCAUCAGAGUCGCUUGGCCAGUAUCAAGGCUGAGGCUGAUAAGAUUUACAGCUUUUCUGACAAUGCCCCUAGCCCGUCGAUUGGUGUAGCCAGUCGAAUAGAUGGCACUGGAAUGCCACAGCCUCUCACACCACUUCACGCGGUGAACCAGAAUGGUGCUGACAACUCUUCUGUCAAAACCAAUAGCCCAGCAUAUUCAGACAUUUCAGAUGCUGGUGAGGAUGGUGAAGGGAAACUAGAAGGCGUUAAAGUCAGGACAGAGGACCAAGCCAUCAGGGAAAGUGUCAAGAAAGCACUCUUUCCAAACCAGACACCCAGCAAAGAUUCCCCAUACUAUCCAGGCUAUGAGGCAUAUUACUCACCAAAUUAUGUCAACCCCAGUCCUGGCGGGCCCAAUCCAGGCACGCCAGUGGCUGAAGGUCAGGUUAAGAUCAAAAAGGAUGAUGAUCAGGACCAAGGUGAGGAAAAAAUCAAGGUUGAAGUUCAUGAAGACCGCAAACCUGACAUUAGUGCUCCUGGCCAGCAACAACAGCAGCAGCAGCAACAGCAGCAACAACAGCAACAACAACAACAGCAACCCUCAGUCAUCCAACAGCGCUCCAACAUGUACAUGCAACCUCUUUACUAUAACCAGUAUGCUUAUGUUCCCCCAUAUGCAUACCACCACGAUCAAGCAUACCAUAACCACUUGAUGAACACCAACCCAGGCUACCGGCAACAGUACGAAGAGCGGCAGCGACAGAUGGCUGAACAGCAUCGUGCUGCUGAGAAGAAGUCAGACGUAGCCAUAAAAGAGCGAGAGGCCUCCAUGAAGGAGGAGUGGAAACAAAAGAGCCCGAUGCCACCGAGCCUCUCCAAAGCUCCAAGUCAGUCAGAUCUUGGAAAGACGCCGCAGCCCCCAAGCAAAUCCAGGGACUCCCCCUCUGAGCCCUCCUCUAAAUCCUUGGGAAGCAUAAAGGGGGAGGACUCAAAGUCCCAGCAAGCUGAGGGGCUGAAGAUGAAGCUGACUGAAGGGGGCCACCAUGGGAAGGAAGACUCCAAGCAAGCACUGGAGUCUAGAGGUCAGGCAGGGAUGGAGCAGGCCAUAUGGUACAGACAGCAGUACCCUGAGAGCCAGAAGCCCCAAGUGGAAGAUGAACACCAGCAACAACAACCUCGAUGGAAAGAUGAAAGGGACAGAGAACGGGAACGAGAUCGUAAAUUAAAGGAAGACAGGCCCAGGCUCAAGGACAGUCAAAGUGGGCCCAAGGAGGACAGCAAAGAGGGUGGUGACCCCAGAAUCACUUCUGAGGACCACCGGGCCAUGAGCAAAGACUCUCGUUCUAAUCCCCACAUGCAGUUCUCAUCACCACUAGCACAGCACCAAGGCUACAUGCCCUAUAUGCAUGGUUACCCCUAUGGACAAGGCUAUGACCCCAGCCACCCUGGAUACAGGGGCAUGCCUACAGUCAUGAUGCAGAAUUACCCAGGUUCAUACCUAUCUGGAGGCUAUCCGUUUUCUCCAUACGGCAGUAAAAUAGCCGGAGGUGAGGAAGGCAGCGACAAAUCCCGCGCUAGCCCCACCGUCACCAAAACAGCAACGGACUCCAAAGCCCUGGAUAUCCUGCAUCAGCACGCCAGCCAAUACAAGAGCAAAUCCCCCACAGUAGCUGACAAGCCACCCCACGACCGGGAGCGGGAGCAGGACAGAGGAGCAGGUGGAGACAGAGAUCGGGAAAGGGAGCGCGAGAGGGAAAGAGAAAGAGACGUGGACCGACCACGAUCUUCACCCUCCCAGCGCAUCAUGCCCUCUCACCACCACCUGAGUUACCCCCUGCUCUCAGGGCAAUAUGACCUGUCCUACGCCACAGGUCUCUCCUCAUCAGCUAUUGUUGCCAGCCAACAAGCAGCAACCCCCUCCCUCUACCCACCACCACGGAGGUGAGAACGGGAAACCUGACCGUCACACCUCAACCCUGCAAAGAUUCAUGUGACUGGCUCACAUGAGAAGAAAAUCUCCCGGGUGUUACCUUUUAGACAUCAGUUGAAUGGUGUUUCUAUCUAUAUUUUUAGUUGUUGUUUUUUCUGCCCAAAGGCGAGGCAGAUUGUUGAUGUUUUUUUUGUUUUUUCCUCCCCUCGUAAAUGACCCCAAAAUUUUUCCAGACCUUGGACUGUAACAGGACUGAUAAUAACCCAGGUUCAAAGCCAUCACUCUGCCUCAUCACGCAGAGGAAACACCAACCCGCUGAUCAUCUAGUCUUUGCACUGUCAACAAAUACAAUGCAAAAAGAGACUAUUGGACUGCCAGAACAGCUUUUUUCUUGCUGUCUUUUCUUUUUUUUUUUUCUUUGACUGCAUUGGGGUUUUUUUGUCACAUGCAGAAAGAAAUUGGCAGGGGAUGUUUGGGUUGCUGAUGGGAAAAGGGGAGUCAAACUAAAUUAAAGACUGAAAAAAAAAGUGAAUCAUAUUGAAAUGAUUUCAACUCUAUGUCUUUGGCUUAUCGUAUGCCGUGAAACAACAGUAUAUCCUUAACUUGACAAAUGUUUGGCUAUAUUUCGAGGGAAGAGGGAAUAUGGCAACAGCUGCUUUCUUCAGAGACUUAAAGAGCCUGAGACUGAAGUUUGUUUUUUUUGUUGUUUUUUUCAUUUUCCAUCAUCAUUGUUGAUUCCCAUCCUCUUCGAACCCUCAGUUCUUGUUUCAGGGAUGAUGUCGUCAUGUUCUUUUUUUUUGCGAAGGGACCGCACACACCUCAACGGAGAAUAAACACUAUUCAUGUUUUUCUUUUUCUUUUUUCUCAGUAAUGCUCCAUAUCAUUGUGUUCAUCCUUGAAUGUGUCUGACGCUGGUAUGAGUCCUGUUUUUUCCUCAAAGGGUCUGUCUUUUUAACACUCACACUCAAAAAACGGUGAAGCCACAUUAGCAAGCGACCGGGCAUUUUUAUUUUCCAUCGCCAUGUUAGGCCACUGCAUUUCUGGUUGGGUUCAUUUUGGUGUUUUACUGUAAGACUGUGCUUCGUUUCAGCUCAAGUUUGAUUGUUUUCUGUAAACAAUGUGAAAUCUCACUCAGCUCAUGUAUUUCUCUGCUGUAAUAUAGACUUUUAGCCUACUUCUGUGUGCAAAAAUGUUUAUAUUUAUCCCAGCACCAACUGUUAAAUAGCUUCCGGCCCUCAUAGCGUUUUAAACAUUACGUGCGCAGAUCAUUAAUGCUACCUAAACGUCUCACUGUGAUCCUUCUUUGGCCCAGCUUUGCUUGUCUUCUGUUUGUAGUAUAUUGACUCAACACAUCACAAGCUUGACUUAUUCCAACAUGCAGUGCACAGUUAGCCUGGUAUCAGACCUCUGAGUCGCUGCCCACAUCUCAGAUCUCUUUCAGCGAUUCAGUGAGAUUAAAACAAAACGUCUGAUUUUUUUUAAAUUUUAUUUUUUUAAGCUCUUGUGCACCGUCAAAAGUUGAUCUAUCAGUGCUUCGCUUGCUUGUGUGGUUUCACCCUAACACACACUCACCUCGUACAGUUGUUAGCAUGUUGUUUUUUUCCCCUUCUAACCAGUGGCUAAAGCUUCGGAUCAAACUGGGGCGACGAGUCGUCGAUGCGUCGGACACCGGUUUGCUUUGUUCAGUCGCUGCCUGUGCUCUAUAAGGUCAACUACUGGUACAUUAAAACAUAAGUGCAUGAAAUGACCCAAAACAUCUUUCAGCUGUUACGAUUACAGAGCAAACAUGAACCAAUCAGAUGCAGACGAUGAGCCUGAAUGAGGAAAAAAAAAUAAAAUGAAAUGAAAGGUGAGCCAGUGAGGAUCGUGGAGCAAAAAUGCAUGGAAUGAUCACACACACAUCUGAAUGAAAUAAUGAAGUUGGCCAGUCAGCUUGAAAAGAAGCACGUUACUCAAGGCUUUUUUUUUUCUCUCUUUGGAUCUCAAACUGGUGGUGCCACUCAAAAAAAGCAACCGUCAACAUGGCCUGUUGUAUCAGAAGGGGGCCCUCUUUGGCUUUAAAUUACACUUCUCUCAUACCUCAGGGGUUGUAAGUGAAAUCUAUCCGUACGCUGUUUGCAUCGAUUUCAGAGGGUUUCUGUUUAUGGAUGUGAAGAAGGAGGAGGUAAAAAAAAAAAAAGGCACAUUUUCUGCUGUGAGCUGGAAGUGCUGUGUUCAGAAAUGACGAAUUGGGCUCAGGAUAUGGAGUUAUUAAAGGUUCUAACGCCACACCGUGCUGUUGUCGGGUUGCUGAACAGUCUUUAUGUUUUUCUAAAGCAUUAUAAUGAAUAGAAUAUUGACCGUGUUGUCAUUAAAUUUUAUUGAUUUUGAUUUUACAGUCACUUUUAAUGUUCCCAUUGUUGUAGUGUUUUUUGUUCUCAUUUAAUAUGUUCAAGUCCAUAAACCACCAGGUAAUCUCACCUCUAACACCCUCUGACGUUAGAUGUUCGCUUCUUUGUUGACUUCGAUCAUGAAACUGCAGCUCGGUUCUUUUUUUCUUUUUCUUUUUAAGGUUCUUGGACAUUCCCAGUAAAUAAGUUGCCAGUUUCUUGUCCCAUGGAAAAAGUUUGCAGGAUGGUCUAUCUUCUUUUUUCUUUUUCUUUUUUUUGACCUUUUGAGCAUUUUAAAGAAGAAUGGCUGACGCGAAUAAGCUGAAUGUGGUGGUGUUUGACUUGUACUUAAUCUGUAAGGGUAAUCUAGGCAGCUGUGAUGUUGUCAUUAAAAAGUCCGUGGGUUUUAGUACCAGCAGACUGCAUACAGUACAUAUAGUUUUAUCAGACAAUGGUUGUGACAAGUGCAUUUGUUCUCUCUCUGAGAGUAGUAAUGUUAUCUCAGUAGUAAGCAAAGCCCAGUGAAAAUCAUAUAUACUAAAGUGUAUGAAAAGCCAGAAAAGUAAUGUUUGCUAUCAACAUAUUGGAAAGUGCUUGGCUCUUGUAUGUUGCAGGACUGUAUUUGUUUCAUGGUGAAGAGUAUAUUUAUUGGCCAGCAGUUGUCUCAAUUGGUGCCUAGUUGAACAUUCUUCUGUGAAAAACGCAGAGACACUUGCUCGUUUGUCUUUUCUUGACCCACCUACUGUCACGCGACCCCACCCGCCCCCUUGGAACCCCCCCACAUACCAACCCCAACCCCAACCCCAACCCCAACCCCAACCCACCCCCAAAAAAAGUACCAGUUCUGGUGCUUGCAAGGAUGUUUACAAUGUCUUCAUUUUCUUUCUGUGUGAGAAAAUUCAGAUCUCUUCGCCCUCUCCUUUCUCCCGCCCUUCAGGAGUUUGUGUAAAGUGUACAUUACCAUGGUUCUUUUUUAUACAAUACUCUGUAACUUGCCUUUGUAAAUUUGGGCUGGAAAAAAAUAAAUCUUUUUA